AUGCCACUAUCAGCCUCCUCGAGUUUCUGUGAUCAGCAUACAUAUAAUCUCCACACGUACCCGGAAAACAAACACCAUUCAUAUCGUGUUCCCCAACGGGCCACUUUCGUCGAUCACAGCGAGGGCAAGACCAAAAUGCCAGAUCCUCGCUAUCUACAGCUCCAUCACAUCUGUGCCAAGGUUCUUCGCUUGUCGGGUGCUGCACAGGUUGUGGAGACAUUCGAGAGGGAAAUUGAACAGCUGGAUGUUCUUGCGGUGGAUGGAUCAUCGGCAAAAUACCUGAGUGAGGCACUAUCUGUAGCUCUCCCCCGGACUAUGGCGGUGCACUGA
Molecule: messenger RNA, 330 nt
Organism: Marasmius oreades (fairy-ring Marasmius)
Lineage: Eukaryota; Fungi; Basidiomycota; Agaricomycetes; Agaricales; Marasmiaceae
Exons: 1
Coding region: 1-330 (109 amino acids)
Source: RefSeq, a predicted model, not a curated record